Ipomoea triloba (trilobed morning glory) is the source of this 1309-nucleotide messenger RNA. Its product is annotated as protein SHI RELATED SEQUENCE 1-like. NCBI's taxonomy places the organism in Eukaryota, Viridiplantae, Streptophyta, Magnoliopsida, Solanales, Convolvulaceae. The record is from RefSeq and is a predicted model, not a curated record. Gene Ontology annotation, molecular function: DNA binding; DNA-binding transcription factor activity. The transcript is spliced from 2 exons. Gene Ontology annotation, biological process: positive regulation of DNA-templated transcription. Gene Ontology annotation, cellular component: nucleus. Bases 373 to 1008 code for a protein of 211 amino acids.
UGGCGACCUGAAAAUAUAGCUUUCCAUAUAAGCAAACCCCAACCAACCGCACCCAUAUAUACACACCUCCACCAAAUCAACUAGUCCUUAGCUUCAAUUCCCACACUUUUGUAGAUAAAAAUCUAUUAAUAGACCUACAAAGUCUAUCUAGCUAGGUUCUCAUGGAAACAGCGCUGAAUCGCCCCGCAUGACGAUGCAGCCUGCGGGAAGACCAGCGCUAAGAGGUAGGCAAGUGAGUAGUUGUGUGUGCUGGGAGGACCAGCACUAAGAGAUAGGCAAGUAAGUAGUUGUGCUUGUGGGGAGGACUAGCGCUGAGAGGUAGAUAGGUAAGUAGUUGUGAAUGAUCGGCAGAAGAGAGAGAUUGAAUCGAGGAUGAUGAUGACGAUGAGGGAUGAUGAUGAACAGGAAGGAGGGAGCUCAGGGAGCAAUAGCAGAUGCCAAGACUGUGGGAACCAAUCCAAGAAGGAUUGCGCGUACAUGCGGUGCAGAACUUGUUGUAAGAGCAGAGGGUUUGAGUGUCCGACCCAUAUUAAGAGCACUUGGGUCCCCGUUUGUAAGAGACGGCCCAGACAUCACCACCUUUCCACCACUGCUUCUCAACACCCCCUUACUGCUAACCCUAAACGCUACAGGCAACUGCAAAAUCCCCCCUUUUUCGGUGGGGAAGAGGGGAAUUUUCCGGCGGAGGUGAGUUUUCCGGCGGUGUUCAGAUGCGUGCGGGUGAGCGCGGUGGACAAUGGGGAGGAUCAGUACGCGUACCAGACGUCGGUGAACAUAGCGGGGCACGUGUUCAAGGGGAUUCUCUACGACCAAGGACCGGAGAGCCGGUACAACGCCGCCGGCGAGAGCUCCUCCGGCGGUGGCGGAUUUCAACAACAGCCCAGUAAUCUCCUUAGCACCGCCGCGACUGCCGCCACCAGUAAUGCGUCGCCACCUUCUUACCCUAGUCCUUUUAGUACUACUAAUUUCAUGCCCGGUACGCAUUUCUUCCCGUACCCAAAAUCAUAGCUAGCUUGCAAAUAACCAUUUUCUUUGCAUUCAAACACCCUCCCUGCCAAAGAUCUGGUCGAGCGACAUAGCUGUAACUCUCUCAAGUGGGAGGUUACAAGUUCAAACUCUGGUGGGUAUUGACUCUUUAUGCUUUGGUUACAAAAGUAUGUAUGAAUAGAUACUACAUUGUAACAGAGUUAAUAGUACUUGUAAAAAAAACACUCACCCAAAAAAAAAAAUUGCUAUGAGAGAGAAUGUAGCUAUAGCUUAUAGCUAGCUGUUAUUCAUUUGCAAUUCCAAUGAAGAAUUGUUUGGGUCA